Durusdinium trenchii is the source of this 321-nucleotide messenger RNA. NCBI's taxonomy places the organism in Eukaryota, Dinophyceae, Suessiales, Symbiodiniaceae. The record is from the annotation of a GenBank genome assembly.
AUGCGGUGGAGGAAGUGGCCACCAAUAGCUCCUUUAGGAGAAACCAGCUCCUUUGACCACAUCCUUCCCGAGAAGAAGCCCAAGGACGAUUCGCAGGAGCUUGAGAAGCAAGAGAAGCAACAGCGACAGGAGCGGAGGCAGCGGAAGCGGCAAGAAAUGAAGGAUAUGAAGCAGCGGAGACUGGCGCACUUUCUGAAAACCUACGGCUUCAGUACUGAUGUCAACGAGCCACGGGUUGAGGCGGGCUGCUUCUUCUUUACGUUCCGCCGCCAAAAGAAGGACGGACUCUGCUGCGAUCGCGUUUCUAGGAACGGAACUUGA